AUGGCAUCCGAGCGGGCCACAGUCCCCCCGGAUGUCUUCGUCAGCGACCUCUACAAACCUUCCGUCGACCACAAGGACGACGGGGGGUCGGACGAACCCCCAAGCAAACAGAGAUCCGACCCCAAAGACGUUGCCGCUCAAGAACAGGAAGCCAUGGACAUCGAGCCAGAGCCACCUGCAUCUGACGACUCGCCCGACUGGCGCUACCCUUUGCUUCAACGCCUGGUCGACGGCAUUUUGCCCCCGGACCAGGCUGAGGCAAAGCGCGUGGCCCGUCGUGCCAAGACCUUCGUCCUCCUCGAUGGGGAGAUGUACAAGCGAAGCCCAUUGGGCGUCCUCAUGCGUUGCAUCCCACGUCAGGAAGGAGUCAAGCUCCUGCAAGACAUACACUCGGGGGUUUGUGGCCAUCACUCCGCACCUCGGACAUUGGUAGGAAAUGCCUUCCGACAAGGCUUCUACUGGUCCACCGCCGUGGCCGACGCCACGGACAUCGUGCGGACCUGUGAGGGAUGUGGCUCAAACAGCUACCGGCCGUCGUCUGGAGUCUGA
Messenger RNA from Sorghum bicolor (sorghum), 549 nucleotides. RefSeq lists its product as uncharacterized. NCBI's taxonomy places the organism in Eukaryota, Viridiplantae, Streptophyta, Magnoliopsida, Poales, Poaceae. The record is from RefSeq and is a predicted model, not a curated record. The transcript is spliced from 2 exons. The coding region runs from base 1 to 549 and encodes 182 amino acids.